This is a messenger RNA of Vigna angularis (adzuki bean), 2299 nucleotides long. RefSeq lists its product as uncharacterized. NCBI's taxonomy places the organism in Eukaryota, Viridiplantae, Streptophyta, Magnoliopsida, Fabales, Fabaceae. Gene Ontology annotation, biological process: regulation of DNA-templated transcription. The transcript has 16 exons. The record is from RefSeq and is a predicted model, not a curated record. The coding region runs from base 502 to 2001 and encodes 499 amino acids. Gene Ontology annotation, cellular component: nucleus.
AUAUAAUAAAGUUCCGAUGACAAUUCUAUGAAAGAAGAAACAAGGAAAGCUGAAGCUAUUAACAGGGCAACAUCUCUGCAAUGUCCGAUAAAGCGACUGUCCCCUUCGGCGGGUUCUUUAUUCUUCACCAUUCAACUCGCUCCCGACUCAGCGCUGAACUCGGUCACUGCUUGUUCAUCUGGGUUUCAUAUUUGUGCCGCAUGGUGGUCGCAAUCGGUUUGGCUGGGUCUCUAUGUAUGCAAAACUCAUGCCAGCAUGCUUCACAUAUUCAAAUGCUCAAAGCUUGUGGGAAACAUGUGCAACUCCAAUUCUUAAACAGGUGAAGAGUGAUUUUACCAGAUAUUGCAAUGGAGAUGAGCAGCAUUUGGAUGAGACAUGAAAACAAAUAUUCUUAUAUGACCAUAGAGAGACGGAAGGACACUCUCAAAAUUGCAAACCAGCCGUCUUUGCUACUCCCUUCUACUCAGCAUUCAAAGAGAGAAUUCCUUUCUCCUACUCAAAAUGGACGUGAUAUUAUCUUCUGCUCAGACUAAGAACUCCGAGGAUGUUGUGGCCAGUCCUCCAAUUCAAAUUGGGGGAACUGGAAAAUCUUGUCAUCAAUGCCGGCAAAAAAAGGAGAAUUUUGCUGCAACCUGCAAGAAUAUAAAGAAAUCGAAGAAUUGUCCGAUUAAGUACUGCCACAAGUGCCUCUUGACUAGGUAUGGGGAGAAUGCUGAAGAGGUCGCGCAGUUGGCAUAUUGGACAUGUCCGAAGUGUCGAGGCAUUUGCAACUGUAGUCUUUGCCAAAAGCGACGAGGUGAACAGCCUACUGGUCCCCUAUAUCAUAGUGCCAAGGAAUCUGGCUUUAAGUCAGUUGCAGAAAUGCUAGCAAUGAAGAAGAAUUUAGAAACAUCAAAUCCAUUAAAUGAGGGUAAUCUGAAAAAGGAGCCUGAAGUAUUUCUCUCAGGGGAACUUGGAAAUGAAUAUUUUUCAGAUGCAAAUGUCACUGAAGUUUGCACCAAAGACGAUAGUGGUGAGAAUUUUGGAAUGAACUUAGAGAGAGAAACAAUUGCAGAGGAAAUUCUUUUGCCACCUGGCAUGGAGUUAAAAGAAAUAUUUGGCAUCGAGUUACCACCCAAAGAUGUUGGGAAUGCAUUGCAAAUUUUAGAGUUUUGCAGAGUGUUUGGAAAGGCUCUUGAUCUCAAGGAAGGAGAAGCUGAAGCCAUUUUUAAAGAAUUGAUCAAUGAAGAAAUUAUGGAUGAACAUAACUCUUCACUGAUUCAAUUUCACAUUAAAUUGUUGGGAUUGAUUGUAAGCAAUUCGAAAAAAGAGUCUCCAUCCUUCUCAACCAAGAAUGAAACUAAUUCAUGGUUGAAACAUUUAGAGGAUUUGAUUAUGCAAUCAUAUCACCUUCUAAAUGAUUUCCCUUUGGAUUGGUUUCAAGAAGGCAUCAGUGGAUACUAUAAAUUGGAUUUGUCUAAAAAGUUUAAACUGAUGACUCUUCUUUGUGACGAAGUUUUGAACACUCAAAAACUAAGGAGUUAUAUUCAGGACGAAAAUUCAAGGCAUGCAAAAGUAGUGAAAGAAACAAAACUUAAGAUUGCUGCAGCUAAGGAAAAGAUAAAGUGUCUUGCACAAAAGUUGCAGAAUGAGAAUGCCAAAGUGUCCUCCAUUCCAGGGGAGGAGCAUGAUGCUCAUAUAAAGAUAAGAACUGAGGUUGACGAAGCACACAUUGAGAUGUUAAGGUUAAAGAGCACAGGUGAAAAAUACAAAAGUGGAUGUGAUGCCACGAGAAUCAAUCCAGAGUUUGUGGACAACAAUGGGAUGACAUUUUGGAAGUUACAAAGUUACAAUGACGAAUCGGUUCUUCUGCUGCAAGAUAUGAAGAUACAAGAUGAAACUGCUACUUUACCUGAAGAAAGCUGGUUUGUUUACGGUCUUCCAAAGAAGGACGAGAUUGAUAAAUAUAUAUCUUCAAGGGCUAAAAGACUUAAGAGUCUCAAUUCUCAAAAAAGUUUGUAGGAGUUUAUGUUUAAUGUUAAUUGUUCUUAAUAGCACAAUGCUGGCAAAAACCCUCAUUCCAUAUGGGUCUUCUUUCUGUGGAGUAAUGGUUUCGGUGGAAAUCUCCUUUGUUUUUGGACUCAAGGGACCUUCAUUAUUGUAAUCAUUGUAUAUAACUUUUUUGUAUUUUACUUUAGUGGUAUACGAAAUGAAAUUAUUUUUUUUUGUAAUUUAAUUACUAUUUAUAGUUGUAUUUUUUUUAUUUAACUAGUUAGAUGUACAAUAAUAUAUUCAUUGAAAUGUGAUAAUGUAUUCUUAA